UAAAAUUUUGGCAAACCGAAUACAAGUAUUCCUUAUUUGUGAGGCACCCACUGAGCAAGUCUUACAAAGAUCACCGUUAUCUUUAAUACGGUUUAGUAUUAUUAUCACCGACCUAUACAGAGCAGCUGGGCGACACCCAACCGUCCGCUGUGUGAAAUUGUUCCGUCUUGACAGCCUCACGGAACUAUCGCACCGUCAGCUCGUGUUUCCAGCCGGAGUCUCGGCAGCGGGAGCCGGAAAGGUAUCAUCAUGGCGUUCAAUUUCGGCGGCACAGGCGCUUCUACAACCACUGGCGCCACUCCUUUUACAUUUGGCUCAUUUGCUGCUAAAACAACAGCAUCAACUGGUUUUGGCUUUGGCUCAACUACCACAACAGCCCCUUCUGGAUUUGGCAGUCUUGCUGCACCAGGCUUUGGAACCACAACUACAGCCUCAUCAACAGGUUUUGGAUUUGGAGGAGCAGGAACAGGAUUUGGCGGCUUGGGUACAACUAACACCACUGCUGGUGGGUUUAAUUUUGGGGGUUUCGGAUUAAAUUCUAAUGCAGCAGCUGUCAGCUUUAAUAUUGGAAACUUUGGUGCCCCCACAACUGCAGCUACUGUUUUCAAUUUUGGUAAUAGCCUGGCUAGUGCAGGUACAUUUGGGGGUUUUGGAGCAGCUACGACGACCACUGCUCCAGGGUCUGCUUUCAGUUUCACCACUCCCUCCAGCACAGGAGGACUUUUUAGCAGUACUCAGAACAAAAGUGGCUUUUCUAGUUUUGGUGCUGGAGCAAAUACUGGUACUGGCAUUACUGGUUUAGGAUUUGGAAGCUUUAGCACACAGCCACAGCAACAGGCUUCAGGUGGACUUUUUGGACAACCUGCACAGCCCCCUGUUCAGACCAAUCAGCUUUACAACACUGCCAGUGCCUUGUCAGCCCCAACUCUUCUAGGUGAUGAGCGUGAUGCUAUUUUGGCUAAAUGGAAUCAGUUACAAGCUUUCUGGGGAACAGGCAAAGGUUAUUUCCAUAAUAACCUUGCACCAGUGGAGUUUCCACAGGAAAAUCCUUUCUGUAGAUUUAAGGCUGUUGGAUAUAAUUGCAUGUCAGACAGCAAAGAUGAAGAUGGCCUUGUUGUUUUGAUCUUCAAUAAGAAAGAAGCAGAUGUAAGGAAUCAACAACAGCAACUUGUUGAGUCUCUUCAUAAAGUACUUGGGGGAAGCCAGACUGUGACUGUUAAUGUUGAAGGAGUUAAGACAUUGCCAGAUGACCAGACAGAAGUUAUUAUUUAUGCUGUAGAUCGUUCCCCAAAUGGAACUUCAAAGAGAAUUCUAUCAACCAUGCUUUUCAAUUAUUUGGAGCAAGCAAACGUAAAGCAGCAGCUACAGCAGCUGGGAGUGAUGCUUACCAUGACCAAAAUAGCACUCUCCCCAACACAGGUAAAACAGCUUCUGCAAAACCCACUUGCAGGCGUUGAUCCAAUUAUAUGGGAGCAGGCCAAAGUGGACAACCCGGAUCCAGAAAAGUUAAUUCCAGUGCCAAUGGUGGGAUUUAAAGAAUUACUUAGAAGGCUGAAAAUUCAAGAACAAAUGACUAAACAGCACCAAACGAGGGUAGAUAUAAUAUCUGAUGAUAUUAGUGAGCUUCAGAAGAACCAGGCCACAACAGUAGCAAAGAUUGCCCAGUACAAAAGGAAUCUAAUGGAUCUGUCUCAUAGAGCCUUACAGGUAUUGAUUAAACAAGAAAUACAAAGAAAACGUGGCUAUGCCAUACAGGUUGAUGAAGAACAUUUGAGAGUUCAGCUGGACACAAUACAAUGUGAGCUCAAUGCCCCAACCCAGUUCAAGGGCCGUCUUAAUGAACUUAUGUCCCAGAUAAGAAUGCAGAAUCACUUUGGAACUGUGCGCUCCGAAGAACGUUAUAAUAUUGAUGGUGAUCUCCUACGAGAAAUUAAACAGCAUCUAAAGCUGCAGCAGGAAGGAAUAAGCCAUUUGAUAAGUGUCAUUAAGGAUGACCUGGAAGAUAUAAAGCUGAUAGAAAAUGGGCUUCAAGACAGUGGGCACAUGAGAGGAGGAAUAUUUAGCUGACAGCAACAUCGAGCAUUGGUGGCUUUUUUUGGGUGACUUGCUUAGGGACAAAGGCUGUUAAAAAUGUGUACUUAUAGUACCUUGUGACUGGCAAUUUUUUUAGUGUCAAUGUGUUUUACCAUGUAGUAUUUCAUGUUAAUUGUGUGUGUCAGAAUGAUUGAAGCCAAGAGAUUGUAAGGACAUGUUUCCAAUAUAUCAAAGCCCUGCAUCGGCCUCUGGCAAUAAUUGAUCAAUUGAACAGGGACAAAUAAUCCUACAUAUUAUAACCAUUACUAAGUACAUCAGUCUUUAAAAACAAAAAGGAAUUCCACAAAAGUAGUAUUAAAAAUAUUUCUGAGUUACACUGAACAUUUUCAAAGUGUUUCUUUUGGGCAAACAAAAUCAAUAAGAUGAUUUUCUCUAAAUCUUAUUUGCCAGUACCAAGGUAUAUUUGUCUUCACACAAGAAACAAUCAGUCUUGGGGUAAAAACUUUAAAACAUGAUCAAAAAAAAUUGUAAAUAAUGUUUUUAAAAAAUGCUCUGAAAUAAAAAGCAGAAAAUAAAAUUUGUUUAUUGAA
Erpetoichthys calabaricus (reedfish) is the source of this 2624-nucleotide messenger RNA. RefSeq names its product nucleoporin 54 (gene nup54). Bases 250 to 2067 code for a protein of 605 amino acids. The record is from RefSeq and is a predicted model, not a curated record. The transcript has 15 exons. NCBI's taxonomy places the organism in Eukaryota, Metazoa, Chordata, Cladistia, Polypteriformes, Polypteridae. Gene Ontology annotation, cellular component: nuclear pore; nuclear pore central transport channel. Gene Ontology annotation, molecular function: structural constituent of nuclear pore. Gene Ontology annotation, biological process: nuclear pore organization; protein localization to nuclear inner membrane; NLS-bearing protein import into nucleus.